AUGGCCACCGACCUCAGCGCCGCCUCCAUCCCUUGCCGGCCUCGUGCUGCUACUUCUGUGUUGCCGGCGAUGGUGCCACCUUUGCCCUCCGGUCCAACUCGAGGCGCCAGUAUGGCUUCUGCUAGCCCCUCUCAUUACUCGACAAGUCCGCCGCUCGGAUUUAGUGAACCCGGUAUCACCAGCACUGCCCAGGGGCCGUUGCGACACCCGAAACCUCUUACACCCUCAGAUCUUCAUUUGGUACUGGAGAAGGAGCAGGAGGCAAUGGUCAACCGGUUAACUAGAGAGCUCUCCCUUCUCCGCCAACAGACUGCAUCCGUAACAUCAACAACAUCCUCUGCCUCAAACUUCACCGAGCCGGAUGGGAUACACGCGUCCCCGUCGCUGAGCAGCUCAACCAAUUCCCAAGUUUCCCGGCGACAUCGAUCCUCUUCCAGUCUCAGUUCUUAUACCCCCGCAGCCCAAGGUGCGCAAGCCGCUAGCGUGACGGGGAUUGCCCCGUCUCGCGACGCCAGCCAUCCGUCGCGACCAACUGAUCACCCUCUCCCUCGCACGAUGCGGAGUCGCGAGACGUCUUUGACCUCUCGUCGCCCCUCCGUCGGGUCUCUAUCUUCCUUCUCACAACAUCCCCAUGGCGAUCAGCUAUCCCAUUACGGCAGCCCAUCGAUCUACCCCCAUCGAAACUCUAUUUCACAAACCCAUCUCGGGUUGUCGAGCAACGCUGUCUCCAUGGCACGCUACGAGGAGGCUACCACACAUAGAUCGGAGCUGGAAUCCGUGAAGCGGGAGAAUGAGCAGUUACGGAAGCGUGUGCGGGAGCUGGAGCAUACACUGAAGAAGCAGAAGGAGGCGGAGUCAUCGCCUGUAGAGUGA
This is a messenger RNA of Penicillium cinerascens, 873 nucleotides long. RefSeq lists its product as uncharacterized. The transcript is spliced from 3 exons. Lineage: Eukaryota; Fungi; Ascomycota; Eurotiomycetes; Eurotiales; Aspergillaceae. The record is from RefSeq and is a predicted model, not a curated record. Bases 1 to 873 code for a protein of 290 amino acids.